Messenger RNA from Akanthomyces muscarius, 1773 nucleotides. RefSeq lists its product as uncharacterized. Gene Ontology annotation, cellular component: membrane. The transcript is spliced from 4 exons. Gene Ontology annotation, biological process: amino acid transmembrane transport. Gene Ontology annotation, molecular function: amino acid transmembrane transporter activity. NCBI's taxonomy places the organism in Eukaryota, Fungi, Ascomycota, Sordariomycetes, Hypocreales, Cordycipitaceae. The record is from RefSeq and is a predicted model, not a curated record. The coding region runs from base 1 to 1773 and encodes 590 amino acids.
AUGGACGACCACUGGAGCAAGCACAGCGCAUCGCCGACGCCUACGGGGUACCUGAUGCAGCCGACCUUUGAGGAGGAGGCGCCGGCGCGGGUGCGGCGGUUCUUGCAAGGCUUCAGACGGGAUCCGCAGUCCGAGUUUUACUCGAGGGACCAUGCGGACACGAUUGUGCGCUCGAAUGUUGGCCCGUACUACGACCUGCGUAGCGCUACCGUUGAGAAUGCACAGACGGGAGGAUUGAUGCGCAGUCUAAAGGGACGCCACCUCCAGAUGAUAGCGAUAGGCGGUUCAGUCGGAGCAGGAUUAUUUGUCGCCAGUGGCAAGGCCCUCGCCGUCGGCGGCCCUGCAUCGCUAUUAUUGGCAUUCUCAGUUGUUGGCAUUAUGCUGUUCUGUACCUGCCAAGCCCUUGGUGAGCUAGCAGUCGUGUUCCCGAUUGCCGGGUCCUUUUCAUCCUGGUCUACGCGAUUUUUAGACCCUUCAUGGGGAUUUGCCAUGGGCUGGAACUAUGCACUGCAAUGGCUGUCUGUACUGCCGCUGGAGGUCAUUGCCGCCUCACUUACCAUUGAGUAUUGGAACAAUUCUCUUCCAAGAAGCGUCUUCGUCACCAUUUUCUUAUUCGUCAUCCUGACCAUCAACAUGUUUGGGGUCAAAGGGUACGGAGAAGCAGAAUACAUCUUUUCCAUGGUCAAGGUGAUUGCCAUCAUUGGCUUCAUCCUUCUUGCCAUUGUGAUGAACCUCGGCGGCACGCCGGACCGGGGCUACAUUGGCGGCGAAUACUGGCACAAGCCCGGUGCCUUCCACAACGGCUUCAAGGGCAUCUGCAGCGUCUUCACGACGGCGGCCUUUGCUUUCGCUGGUACAGAGCUCGUGGGGCUUGCCGCCGCGGAGACGGCCGCGCCGCGCAAGUCGCUGCCCACGGCCAUCAAGCAGGUCUUCUGGCGCAUCACGCUCUUCUACGUCGUCGCGCUGACGCUCGUCGGCCUGCUGGUGCCGUACGACAGCCCGCGCCUCUUUGGCGGCACGAGCCAGGUCGACGCCAACACGUCGCCCUUUGUCAUCGCCAUCGAGGACGCGGGCAUCCAGAUCCUGCCGUCCGUCAUGAACGCCGUCAUCCUCAUCGCCAUCCUGUCCGUCGGCAACUCGGCCGUGUUUGGCUCCACGCGCACGCUCGCCGCCAUGGCCAACCUGCGCCAGGCGCCGCGUAUCCUCGGCUACGUCGACCGCAAGGGCCGCCCGCUGGUGGCCAUUUCCCUCGCCGCGCUGAUUGGCGUGCUCGCGUACCUCGCGGACCUGAAGCAGCAGCGUGUCGUGCUCGAGUGGCUGCUGACGGCGUCGGGCCUGUCCUCCAUCUUCACCUGGGGUUCCAUCUGCCUCUGCCACAUCCGCUUCCGCCGCGCGUGGGCCGCCCACGGCCACGAGCCCGCCGAGCUGCCCUUCCAGGCGCACUUUGGCGUGGCGGGCUCGUACGUCGGGCUCGCGCUCAACUGCUUGGUGAUUGUCACGCAGUUCUGGGUGGGCGUGUCGCCGGUCAACUCGGAGCACAUGGCCACGCGGGAUAUUGUAGAAAACUUCUUCCUCAAGUGGAUGGGCGCGCCGGUCGUGUUUGUCUUCUUCAUCGGGCACAAGCUGUAUUAUAGAACACGAUACGUCAAGAUUGAGGAUUUGGACGUUGAUACGGGGCGGCGGCAGUUUAACCUACCGAUACUAAUAGCCCAGGAAAAGGAGGAGCGGGAGAACUGGCCGCGAUGGAAAGUCUUUUACAAGGCGAUAUGCUAA